Molecule: messenger RNA, 204 nt
Organism: Funneliformis caledonium
Lineage: Eukaryota; Fungi; Glomeromycota; Glomeromycetes; Glomerales; Glomeraceae
Source: the annotation of a GenBank genome assembly
AUGAAUAAGCAAAAUGAAAUUGUUUACUUCUCUGCCAUAACAAAAAGCUUAAAGAAGUCUUCAUACUUUUUGCGAGCAGAAGUGUACUUACCAUACCAGUUAUUUAACUCUCUUGAAAGAGAGGACAGUCAUUCUAAAGCUUCUAAUAAUGCAAGUACUUCCUCAUGGUACUCCGUAAGCAACAUUAAAGAGAAAGUAACCUGA